AUGCAAUCGCACAGCUGGGAGACUUCGCUCGGUCCUCGAAGUUGUGACCGCCUCGAAACGAGUCCACGAGUUGCUCCGCCGGCUGUGACCGUCAGCAACGAUAGCAAGGACAGCAGCGAGGACAGCCUCAAGGACAGCAAGAACAACGAGGACCUGAGAAAAGUGAGGACACGUUCGAAAGCAGCAGUAACGCAUUACAAGUACAUCACGCCCAAGGGCUUCUUGACGGUCUGGCCCAUACGGUUUCGCGCGUUGCUUGAUGCUGUCGAAAGAAGACAACGGCGACCGAUGGACUCGGAGCCCACGAACCAUAACCACAAGAACCCGAGACUACCCCAGAGAACGCCGGCGACAGCGUUUGACUGCCAUUUUUGCAACGCCCGGAAAGCGGUCAAGGUGAAGGUGGACGAGAAAGCCGGCCGGGGCUCGCUUAAGUGCAAGAACUGCCAUAUCAAGUUCGCCUGUGCCGUCGACAACCUCUCAGCGGCUGUGGACGUGCACGCCGCAUGUGCCCCGGUUCCUGGGUCGAAAACGUCUGGGAUGGUUGCGCACACGUACACAUGUAUGGAAAUAGUGACUGAGGGACAGCGACUGACUGGGAGUUGGACGUACGAGAAGGUACCAGCUGCCACCGGUCGUUUGGUCGAUGAUCAGGCUCCCGGCGGCACCAGCGCAGCCUACCGUGCUGGAGUAAGGCACGGCGCUAAGGCAUCUGCCCCUAAUGCCAGGGCCGUGACGCCAAAGGCCACACAACAACCCGCAACAGCCUCCGGAGGCGGGGAUCGGCAUGUGCUGUUCGGCGGCAACGGCCUGGUCAACCUCGAGGUGGCCGCCGCGCACGGCGUGCCCUGCGUCGACGUCGACCUCAUGGGCCGCGCGUACCCGACCUACUGGCAGACGACUACUAAUGUCUAUGGCCCCCCAAGGGCGAGGCUCUCGUGCCUGCGACCAUCGCCAGCCGGACAGAUCGUCUAG
Molecule: messenger RNA, 975 nt
Organism: Fonsecaea monophora
Lineage: Eukaryota; Fungi; Ascomycota; Eurotiomycetes; Chaetothyriales; Herpotrichiellaceae
Exons: 4
Coding region: 1-975 (324 amino acids)
Biological process (GO): transcription elongation by RNA polymerase II
Cellular component (GO): transcription elongation factor complex
Molecular function (GO): RNA polymerase II complex binding
Source: RefSeq, a predicted model, not a curated record